Molecule: messenger RNA, 1671 nt
Organism: Prunus armeniaca (apricot)
Lineage: Eukaryota; Viridiplantae; Streptophyta; Magnoliopsida; Rosales; Rosaceae
Source: the annotation of a GenBank genome assembly
AUGAAGAAGAAAGCUUGGGGCUUGUCCAAAACCAUCGGCAGCUUCUUCACCAAUCAGCACAAACUCAUGGAAGAAUUCCCAGAGCGUUACUCUUACAACCCAACUCUGCGUUGGAACGCUGAGCUCGAAAGCUACUUCUCCAAUGCCUAUGGACCCCAGAAUUUCUCUCGCAUCUCCAAAGCCCUGACGCGCCCGUCUUGCUACUCCUGUAUACGGGUGAACACACUCAAGACCACGCCCGAUGCCGUCAUUGACAAGUUGACGGCGGUUCUGAAAGAAAACAGAGCUGACAUUUCCAAGUGUGAAGUCGUAGGGCUGGACAACGUUGUGUUUGUGAGGGGCUCAGGCCCUCACGCCAUUAAUUAUGUUUAUGCUGCAGAUGGGAAGCCUCCAAAGGAGGUUCUUGUGAGCCGGAAAUGUGCCGAGGCAGUUCUUCGAGGUGCCCAGGUGUACGUUCCUGGUGUAUUGGCUUGCAGUGCUCAUGUUGAGAAAGGGGAAUUGGUUGCGGUUUCAGUCUCGGUUGAGCAGCCUGGUGUUGAUGGUGGAUGGGGCGUUGGGAUCACUCGAGGGACUGUGCUGCAAGGUUCACAGACAGAUCCUUAUCAUCUUGAACGAAAUGGGCUGUAUAUUGGCCAAGGAAGAGCAAUGAUGUCAAGGUCCGGGAUGUUCCGUGUUACAGAAGGGCUUGCUGUGGAUAUGAGUGACAGAGUAUUUCAUCUGCCUUCCUUUCGUGACGUGCUUGAGGGGGAAAUAUUUCUUCAAAAUCUGCCAAGCAUUGUCGCUGCUCGUGCACUAGAUCCUCAAAAAGGUGAGCGCAUACUAGACAUGUGUGCUGCACCGGGAGGGAAAACAACUGCAAUAGCAAUUCUUAUGAAGGAUGAAGGAGAAAUCGUUGCUGUUGAUAGAUCUCACAAUAAGGUGCAGGGUAUUCACAAAUUAGCUGCUGAAAUGGGCCUGAGUUGUAUAACCCCAUAUAAACUUGAUGCUCUAAAAGCUGUUUGUGUAAGGAACGAAUCUGAAGAUUUGUCUGAUCCAUCUUGUGCUAAGGAUAAUCAUGGUGGACACAUUCAAGAUUCCAACUUCAUGAAGUCAGAAGUAGAGAAAAUUGAAUCAAUUACUUUUGAAAGGUUGAAUGCUGAGAAUGAUUUUAAGAAAGCUGUUAGCAAUGAAAAAGCGAAUGAGAGUUCUUACAUUAGCAAAGCUGACAUCAGGAAGGAAAUGCGAAGAAAACGGAAUGGUCCAGGAAGAAAUCAGAGCUUGGGUGGUAAGGUUGAGAAGUCAAAAGGCUUUGCUCCCAGCAGCUUUGAUCGAGUUCUUCUUGAUGCACCUUGUUCUGCCCUUGGUUUAAGACCUCGACUAUUUAUUGGAGAGGAAACAAUUGAAUCCUUGAGAAAGCAUGCGAUAUAUCAAAGGAGAAUGUUUGAUCAGGCUGUUCAGUUAGUUCGCCCGGGUGGAGUUAUUGUGUACUCAACCACCCAAGAAUCGGGGGGACCUGGUCUUGUUGGGCGCUUUGAAUUUCCUGAUGGAUAUACUGAGGAGUGGCUAAGACCUGGUGAGGAAGAACUUGUUCAGAGGUUUGAUCCGUUGUCCCCGCUUGACACAAUCGGGUUUUUCAUAGCCAAGUUUGUGGUUGGAUCAAAUGAGACUGACUUACAAAACCUUUCAUCUUGA